AUGGCCGGCCUUGCAGAAGGCGUAGGUUGCGAUGAUGAUGCAGGCAGCGAUGAUGAAUUAGACGGCCUAGAGGAAGCCAGGACGGGGCUUGAUAUGCUCCUGCGCUCGCUUGCCCCUGGUGUCCUCGCUCCCAGGCUUCCUACUGCAAAGCCAGCACUAGUCGAGAGGGUGCACCGCGACCACCCACCGGUUUCUUCAAGCUCGGAUUCCAUCCGGGGUGAGCCUGCUGCGCCGGCUGCCGUCUCCGACACGGUGGUUCUCGACUCGCCAACAACAAAGUCCACUGGCCCGCGCAACUUCAAGCUCAAGCAGUCGACGCUGAGCUGGGCAAAACCUUCUUCGAGCACCGCCGUCGAGCAACCUGUCGCGAACAACACAGCCCCUCUUCCAUCCUUGGUCAUAGACAUUUCAGAGGCCAUCGAGGCAGUCUAUGCAGACGCUCUUUUGAAGUACAAAACCAAGUGGGAGGCACUUGCAGCGAAGGAUGCAGCAGAGGAGCUCCCCGUCUUCGACAUGGUCGACGAUCUCAUCCGGGCAGUGGCGGAUUUGCUUGGUCGGUCGGGACCGCGCCACGCACGGUUCAUGGACCUGCAGGAAGUCAUCACCGAAACGAGCCUUGAACUCGAUCUGGUGUCUUUGCAUGCGCAGAUCAAGCGGACAACGCGUCACAUCGAGAGCCGCUACGUGGACUGCGGCGAUGACUUCGGCGGCGGCAUGAGCCAGUGGCUGUCACCUUUCCUGCUGCGCCAUGGCCCGGGGUGUAGCCGCGAAGUGAAGGUGGAAGGUGUCGACAGUGACGGCCGACCAUCUUCUAUCACGUUCACCCUUCACGACGAGCCCGUGGACUCGUACAGCGGCCCGGAGGACCACGACGGGUGCAUCCAGUUGUGCACCGAGUUCGCAGAGAGGAUCGUGGCGAACCUGGAGGGAAGGCUCGGUGAUCUCGACUCCCUCUCUGGAGUCCGCCUGUUCACACCAGAUGCAUGGCCACAAAGCAAGUCUGAGCGGAACGCUCGUUGCCUGGAGUGGCUUCAGUCGCUGGUGACGAUGUUCAAGGCUCAGGACCGCGAGAACAAGAAGGGCAAGCACGAGGAGGAGCCAGUAGAUGUAGAUGAUGAGGAGGAGCCAGUAGAUGUAGAUGAUGAGGAGGAGCCAGUAGGAGAUGCAGGAGGUAGUUCUAGUGAUGAAGAUGAAAUGAGCAGCUAG
Molecule: messenger RNA, 1206 nt
Organism: Closterium sp. Naga37s-1
Lineage: Eukaryota; Viridiplantae; Streptophyta; Zygnematophyceae; Desmidiales; Closteriaceae
Source: the annotation of a GenBank genome assembly